AUGCCUCGUCACGCCCCUUCGAAGAUUUUGGACGUGUCUCUGAAGCUUGAGCCGAAGCAAGACAAUAUCCCGUUGAGCACCUGCAGUGUUGAAAAGUGCCUCACGAGCACCAUCCAUUACCAACGGCGAAAUGCGUCAUUGCACAGCAAUUUGCCUCCAUCGCCAUACGGAGCUGAUGCUGCUGCGUUGGACGCCCCCAGCGACCUAAUUCAUCGACUGGGUUUGCCCAAGUUCACUGUUCAACCCAUCAGCUUCAACUUUUCCUUGUCUUAUCCUUAUCUGCCUUAUCUUAACAAGAGGAACCUAACGGAUACCCGACGUAGUCCAGUUAGAAACAGAGGUACGGCUGCAGUGGGCAAGGCAGCUAGGAACGGUAUGUACCUUUCAUCUGAGUGCCACUACCUCAGACUUACGACCUUGCCUCUACUUCAUUGCUUCCUGAUGCAGGUUGGGAGGGGAAUAGAACGGCGCAAGGAGAAAAAAAUCACCAAGGCGUUCAGUCCAGCCCAAUCCAUUCUCCAAACCACGAAUUCCAUCCCUCCGUUUUUCUUUCCUACCCAUUGUCUCUGCCUCCCGUUUCCCCGUCUCCCGCCGUUCCUCCCACACCCCUCCCACGACGACGCAAUGGACGACCCCUCCUCCUCCUCGGCUUCGAAGGACAAUGCCGGUCCUGGUUCCAUGCCCACGUCGCAUCCAAGUCAACAACAGCCUAGCGGUAAUGGUCCACUACAACCGCCUGUAGUCGCUACCGCUGCGUCCAUCGCGAGACCACAUGGUCACGAGCUUCCCUUCGUCACGCCCUCUUCAUACCUUCGCCCAAGACCACCCUCGGUUGCUCGCAAAAUGCCAGAGAAGCCGCCCAGUCCGCUCGACAAGGACCAGAUUCAAGGCCUGCCCGCGUGCGCCCCUAGAUGCGAGCGCAUGCGGGGUUAUGCUUCUGCCUCGAGACCGUUGCGAAUGGGCAUAUUUAGGGCAAUUCGCGAUUUCCUCAAGGUCCGAACCAGCUACGAUGUCCUACCGCUCUCCUUCCGCCUCAUUGUCCUCGACAACGACCUCUUGAUCAAGAAGAGUCUCAAUAUCCUCAUUCAAAAUGCCAUCGUGUCCGCGCCGCUAUGGGAUUCACACAAUUCCAGAUUUGCCGGCCUUUUGACGGCGACAGAUUUCAUCAAUGUGAUUCAGUACUAUUGCCAGUUCCCUGACGAGAUGCAUAAGCUGGAACAGUUCCGACUCAGCAGCUUGCGAGAUAUUGAAAAGGCCAUCGGGGCCUCUCCUCUAGAGACCGUAUCCGUCAACCCCAUGAGACCACUCUACGAGGCUUGCCGCCGCAUGCUCAAGACUCGUGCGCGCCGAAUUCCCCUCGUUGACGUUGACGACGAGACCGGGCGCGAGAUGGUUGUUAGCGUCAUUACACAGUACAGAAUUCUUAAAUUCAUCGCCGUCAAUAACGAACACAACACUGUUCUACUCAAGAAGUCCCUUAGGGAGAUCGGGUUGGGCACAUACAAGGACCUUGCUACAGCGCAGAUGCACGAUUCUGUCCUUAGUGUGGUCGAUAUGAUGGUCAAGCAAAACAUAUCCUGCGUCCCGAUUGUCGACAAGUACAACCGCCUACUGAACGUCUUCGAAGCCGUCGACAUUAUUCCGUGCAUCAAGGGGGGCGUUUACGAAGAAUUGCAGUCAAGCAUCGGAGAGGCACUCGUCAAGCGUCCCGACGAUUCGCCUGGCAUUUACACUUGCAGUCCCGAGGACAGAUUAGACUCGAUCUUUGACACAGUCCGGAAGUCAAGAGUUCACCGUCUCAUAGUAGUGGACGACGAUAACAGACUGGCAGGUGUCAUCUCCUUGUCCGAUAUUCUCAAAUAUGUGCUUUUGCACGGCGAAGAGGACGACGUCGCGUACAGAGGCGUAACUGGGAGGAAUACCAGAUGUCAUUACUAUCUAUUGCGAGGUGCCCCCGUGCCUCUCGGCAUGUUGCAAGAUGCAAAGCAGUUGCCUUGCAAGGAGCUUUUUCGGAAUACGCCUGACGAGACUGGGUCGGCAUCGGGGAGGCCUGCAGGAGCAGUACUCUACCAGCGGGCUCCAGCGUUCGAUCUCGCCCACUUUUGGCCAAAGAAUCGAUUUCUUUUUUUUGCUAUGCAGCCUUACGACAAUGAUCAAUCACUAUCAUCGGGCCUGUCUCGGGACAUCGAGACUGGCACCAUCGAAAGCCAGACCGUUAGCACUGCGCCAACCAGUACUGCGCCUCUUCAACUACCCAUCACGACCUCUGUGCUGCCAUCAAGGGCCGAUCCUCAACCGCUAGCCACAUCAGGUACUCUUCCUGCUUUGGUCACUGGAGAUGGUCGACGGAGCAGGGCUCUUCCAAGCAGCGCGACAUGGACUUCUUCUGUCGGGGACCUGGCCCUGUUGUCAGACACAGACGAGAUUCAGGACCGUCGAAUAUUUGUACAGGACUACAAUCGCAAGGAAUUCGAGUAUUGUCGGUGGAUGGCUUCGAGGGAGGAAAACGGAGGUGGUGGUCUCGAGUACUCCGUUCAACAUCAUCAGGGCAACCACCUACCUCGCGAGGAGCACCCCACGGAGUCCGUCACAAGCGAAGCGUCAGCGACAUUGCCCUACAAUUGGUACACUCUCGCAAACCUGAACCCAAGAUACUCGAUCUACAGGCCAUGGGCAACUGCCCAAUACUUGGCUCAAUAUGGACCUGUUACACGCGGUGUAUUCCGCAUUCCCGGUUCGCUGCGCGUUGUCAAUGCAAUAUUCGACUACUACUGCUACGAAAAGCCGGGAGAAGAAGUCACAAGUACCAUACGUUGCCCUACUUUGCCAUCACAUAUCAAUGCCGGUGCACAAGAUGUAGCUUCAGCUUUCAAAAAACUGCUAUCUGUACUCCCGGGUGGCAUCCUUGGCUCUCUCACCCUUUUUGACGCAUUGGUCGCGAUUCACACUCAGCUUCGUGGGGAGCAAGAACUCAGCAGAACAAAAGAAUCCAAGCUUCGUGCUAGACUCAUUGCCAUGGCUAUCGGGACCAUCAAUUCUCACUUUCGUCGGGAGCUUAUUUGCGCUGUAUUUGGUCUUCUUUCCCUUAUUGGACGUGCUGCUGAGACAGCAGCUCGUGAAGAUGAGCAGGGCCGGCCACUUCCAACGUCAGAUUUGAUGGGAUACGCAGCUUUGGGGAUCGUAUUCGGUCCUCUCCUGGUCGGCAAUUUGCUCGACUCCUAUACAAUGAAGCUCGCAAAUCCUUCUUCGGGCUUGCUGCUUUUCCCCCUUACCCCGCCGCGUUUGAAAAGGGAACGACAGCGAAAGAGCACUAUCCAAGACAAUACAGAUUCCAUGUCUGUUGACAAAAUUCGCGUGGCAAACGACAUCACCGAGAUGCUCAUCUCAAAUUGGAGAGAGGUGGUGCGCAAUAUGAAAGGCUUGUCGAGUUUCCGGGGGCCAAAUGAAGAUCUAGAAAGCACGAGUCGUCGGAAAUUUCUUCGUUCAUCAAACUCUGACUCUCUGGCCGUCGGAUUGCCUAGAGGCUGGAGGAGCAAGCACUCUUCGCCACGAUCUUCCAUCAACCAACAUAGGUCGAAAUCACCCGUUACUCCAACACCGGCGCCUAAGGCUUUGGGUCUGACAUUGUCGAAGACUACAGGGAAUCUAGAUGAUUCGCUUCAUGUUGGAAGAUUACGGCCGAAGUCUUUCCAGGUGCAAUCGACUAACAGAAUACCUUUGCACCAGUCCCUCAAUCCACUCUCUCCCACGGCGGAAGAAAGUCUAGCAGAUGAUCGAGACCUCAAGGAGAGGAAAUUAGGAUCGGACACAAAAGCUGUUUCACCACAUACGCGAAAGCUAGGAAGAGAUCGAUCAAAUGACUCUGAGAGCAGCGUAAGGCCACGCGCCAUCAAAUCCCAUGCAGCUGCUGCAGAGUGUCUGGCUGGUUACGUGGGUGAAUGUUCAAAGAAUCAGAGCUCGCUUGACGCAGCCCAGAAAUUGGCGGGACAUCGCAGGCAGCGUUCAAUAGGGAGUCCCCGUGUAUCGGAAGAAGUCCCAGUCGAAAGAGACUCGGCGAAGACAUCUCCAAAUCGACUGCCAUACGCAAUUUCCGAGAAGGGUAUCUGGCCUGUACAAAGAGAUGUACCCAAUCCAGGGAACGAAUUCGUAAGGCAGUCGGGGGGCUGUAGGCCAAAGACAAGCGGGAUGGUCUCUUCGGCACUUCGUCGAUUCGUUGGAAGUGAUUCCAGCCGAAUCUCAAGUUCCGGAAGCCCAACAGCUAGAACCUCGAAGACAAGGCAUGCAUCGCCGGAUGCUGUAAGCCCAUGUACGCCCACUCCGCCUAAAACAGACUUCAUCAUAACAACGACGCCAGAGUCCGUGUCAUAUUUGAAGUCUAAAGGCCAUGAUAUGGGCAGAGGCGCAAAUUAUAUUGAGGAAAACCUUGACAAGUCAAUCUCGGCCAAGGCGAACUUCAGAGAAAAUAGCUUCGACGGUAACCGGCUAGGUGGGAAGAAACCAGAUGGAGAUGUCCCGAGAUCGAACUCGCCUUCUCAAACUCCGCGUCAGAGCACAGAAUCAAAUGCUAGAUGUGAAAGCAUUGGCUCCGUUCAGGUCACUCCAAAGGAGUUUACGACCAAAAGUGCGUCACAGAUUCAGCCUCGACUCCCCGUUGCGGUCUCGCCAGAGGCAGAUCUAAAGGACAAUGCAAACAAGCUUGUUCCUCGGCGAGCCGAUGUAAGUGGUGGCAUCUCUCAGGGUCAGUCAAAGUCUCAACGACCGCCAAUGUCGCCUCAGUCGACUCUCUCAAGGCCGCAGAGUGUAGCAUCCAUGGCGGGGGAAAUCGCGCAACGCUCUCGAGCAUCAAGUUUGAGACCUGUCAUAACACCAGCUCGUCCGUCUGGCGGGAGCUAUGGUAGCUCGACACCAUCACAUGGGUCUAUCUCAAAACCAGUGGGAGUGCGAGCCAUGGCGGCCAUGUUUGAAAAUGCGUCCCAGGAGUCGCCUUAUGUGUCUUUCCCUACAACCCCUCGCCCCUCCCGGACGAGUGUGACGGAUUUGGGUCUGCUCCAUUUAAGGCAAGAAACUGGGUCUUUUGAAACACCGAAAACGAAAGCAUUGGUCGUAGCUCCGAGAGAGAGUGACCCAGAUCCAGGCUAUGAGCUCUCGGAUGAAAGGAAUCGACAGACAGGCCAUAGACUGAGGUCUGUCACUGACAGCACCGGGUCAUUGACUGUUCCUGAGACAACCGAAGCUGACGGAGGUGCCGUCCAUCUUGAUAGGCCAUCUCUGACACGACUUCGGCAAACACCAAAUUUUUCGGGGUACAGGAAGUCUCCUUUGAAGGUAUAUACUCUGGAGAAUGACAAGAACUUACCUCAUCUUGGGGCCAUGACAAGUCCCGCUCAGCAGCCGCCUAUUGCACAGCAUGUCGUAUUUCCCCGUCCCUCGUCCACUCUAUCAGUGCGUCAACUAAGCGAGGAUACCAUCCCGGCACGAGCAGGAAGCCCGGGGAACAAUUCCAUGCUUCAUGCACAGAUUCGAAGUCUUCAGAGGCAGCUGGAUGUCAGGAAUGAUGAAAACGCGUCUCUUCGGCGUCAACUUGAGACAAGAGAUAACUUGGACAUUGGAACACUCAGUGAACAGCUUCGAGUAUCCAAAAGAGAGUGUGCCAUGUGGAAAUCUCGUGCCGAAGCCGCAGAAAAACGAGUCUCGGUCCUUGAACACUUCACGCGGAAGCUGAAGGGUAUCAAAGGAGGGGAUGCGCAAAAUGACACUGAUGUUACGUCGCGAAGCGGAAGAGACAGCAUCGAAACGUUGGCAACAGAGGAUGGAGAAGUUGUGGCGGAGAGAAUCAGGAGGGCUAUGAGAGGGAUGGAUGGAACGAGGAGCAGUGAUGGCGGGGCUGCAGCUUGGUGGAACGAUGACCGGCGAGGUAGCAACACCAGGCACUCGGGAAGCGUGGGUGGGCAACAUCAGCCGAAAAUGACUGAAGAAGCAUUGCUUCAGAUUUGGCAGGCAGUACAGGAGCUGCUAUUGGAGGAUGAAGACUGA
Colletotrichum lupini is the source of this 6033-nucleotide messenger RNA. RefSeq lists its product as uncharacterized. The transcript is spliced from 19 exons. Bases 1 to 6033 code for a protein of 2010 amino acids. The record is from RefSeq and is a predicted model, not a curated record. NCBI's taxonomy places the organism in Eukaryota, Fungi, Ascomycota, Sordariomycetes, Glomerellales, Glomerellaceae.